This is a messenger RNA of Dichomitus squalens LYAD-421 SS1, 762 nucleotides long. RefSeq lists its product as uncharacterized. The record is from RefSeq and is a predicted model, not a curated record. The coding region runs from base 1 to 762 and encodes 253 amino acids. Lineage: Eukaryota; Fungi; Basidiomycota; Agaricomycetes; Polyporales; Polyporaceae. The transcript is spliced from 2 exons.
AUGCAGAGACGGGAGACACUUAUUGGCGAUGUAGGAUGGUUGAAGAAUGGCGGUUUCCGCCCCCUAUCCCACUCGAUGAAACCUGCGGAACACCCCCUCAACGCUGCAAAAAAGGUUCCAUCAGGAUUCAGGAUGUUCGGUCCAGAGCAUAUCUCUAUCGAUGAAAAGUAUGAGAUCCACCAAUUGCGGCUUUCCAGCCACGGCGUGUGCAAUCUCGAGGCCUCAUCUGACAUCCAAGGCGGCACUUUAUGGGCUCUCCAGCUCGAAGACCACGAAAUCAUUUUUGUCUGCAGUACGAUCAAGACUACACAGUGGGUCAUUGCCGCCUUCCAAGAUGACGCAUUCCGCGAUGUCGAGAGCCAUAUCGCCGGAAGCUUUGCGACGUUUGCCACCGUCGGUCUCUCAAUUCAACUCCAGAACCAGACGCUCGCGACAGACUACUACAGGUUUGGGCCACGAUCACUGAACCCAAACCCCGUCGUCCCUAUGAUCACCUACCCUGGCUCUAGCACCCGACCUGCAGGAGAUACCACUCCUCGUAACGACCAAUGUUUGUUCAUCAACUACUACAAGAUGAAGCGCAGACGACUGUGGAAGGCACCAUUUCGGAUGCGCGCCGGUGCUGGACCGCACGAGCUACCUCCUAAUUCAGCCCAUCCAGGAACUGGAUCACCAUCUGUACUGGUGACUGACAACCAAGGUCAUGGCUCUGAUUUGGAAGAGGCGUCGGAACAAGGGGCAAGUCUUCAGUCUAUAGAAUAG